Cladocopium goreaui is the source of this 916-nucleotide messenger RNA. The record is from the annotation of a GenBank genome assembly. NCBI's taxonomy places the organism in Eukaryota, Dinophyceae, Suessiales, Symbiodiniaceae.
GCCUGCUUUGCAGUGUUGUAUCUCUUGUUUGAAGGAGGGCCCUGUCAUUGGACUCGCCUGGCAGAAGCUUGGUAUUUGAUUUUUGUCCUGAGCACCACCGCUGUGGCCUUCCUGGUGGUGCCGAACAAGAACUUGGACGGUCGGACGCAUGUGGCGUUCUACGUCGCGCGCUUUAUGGCGGUGCUGAUCGUGAUGAAGAUCUACGUGAGCGUCAUAAAUCCCAGGCACAUGAAGCCGUUUUACGCGCAUGGCGACAAUCGCACCUUCACUCGGACUCGGCCCCACUCAGAUGACAAAUUGGCCCAGCGCGUUUUGCAACAACUUGAAGUGUACAUGACAAAGCUCUCCAUCAAGCGCGAAGUGGGCCUAUUCCAUCGGCAGGUCUUCUCUAUUCUGCUGCUUCCACUGCUCUAUACCCAGAUGGCAGCGAUGAAUUACUUCGAAGUUGCCUGGGUGCUCUUCCAUCCCAUCCGGGUCGCCUGGGUCCUUUUGAUGACCUAUUUGGUCAUCCAAGAAGUGCCUCGCAUCGUCAUCCGGCGCAACACGCUCAACAAGGUGAAGGAACUUCUAACCUAUGUUCUGGAGCAGUGCGAUCACAGCGAGAUGCGCGAGAUCUACAUGCGCGUCAAUCUGGAGUCCAUUUUUCAGGCCACGCGCUACGAAGUGCACGAGCUACUGGUGGAAAGCGCUUUGGGUAAAGGCUUGUUGGACGUUUGGAGCAAAGCCAUGCUGUUGAACGGCAUGCAAAAGUAUGGCGUCAACGGCCGGCGGAAUGAAUACGUGCGUGAUUUGAUUUUGAGCUGCAAAAAUACCGAACUCACUGAGCUCAAGAGCAUCUUAGACAGCACCGGGGAUUACAACUGCCUAUUCAAGUUAAUCUACAACGACCUCCGUUCCACGGCCAUCCGUGACGAGG